Molecule: messenger RNA, 1511 nt
Organism: Sitophilus oryzae (rice weevil)
Lineage: Eukaryota; Metazoa; Arthropoda; Insecta; Coleoptera; Curculionidae
Product: actin, muscle
Exons: 1
Coding region: 91-1221 (376 amino acids)
Biological process (GO): mitotic cytokinesis
Source: RefSeq, a predicted model, not a curated record
GAGCGCUUCACUGCCUCAGUCGCAUUCAAGCUUUUCAGCUGUACCUAAUUUCUGUCUAGUGAGCAGUAGUGUACGACCACAUCAGACAACAUGUGUGACGACGAUGUUGCGGCUCUUGUCGUUGACAACGGUUCCGGUAUGUGCAAGGCCGGUUUCGCCGGAGACGACGCUCCCCGCGCCGUCUUUCCCUCAAUCGUCGGUCGCCCCAGGCAUCAGGGAGUGAUGGUCGGUAUGGGUCAAAAGGACUCCUACGUCGGCGACGAAGCCCAGAGCAAAAGAGGUAUCCUCACUUUGAAAUACCCCAUCGAACACGGUAUCAUCACCAACUGGGAUGACAUGGAAAAGAUCUGGCACCACACCUUCUACAACGAACUCCGUGUCGCCCCAGAAGAACACCCAGUCCUUCUUACUGAAGCUCCCCUUAACCCCAAGGCCAACAGAGAAAAGAUGACCCAGAUCAUGUUUGAAACCUUCAACACCCCCGCUAUGUAUGUCGCCAUCCAGGCUGUACUCUCCCUGUACGCUUCCGGUCGUACCACUGGUAUCGUCUUGGACUCCGGAGAUGGUGUCACCCACACCGUACCCAUCUACGAAGGUUACGCCUUGCCCCACGCCAUCCUCCGUUUGGACUUGGCUGGUCGCGACUUGACCGACUACCUCAUGAAGAUCUUGACCGAAAGAGGUUACUCAUUCACCACCACCGCUGAAAGGGAAAUCGUACGUGACAUCAAGGAAAAACUCUGCUAUGUCGCCCUGGACUUCGAACAGGAAAUGGCCACCGCCGCUGCCUCAACCUCCCUCGAAAAGAGCUACGAAUUGCCUGAUGGACAGGUCAUCACCAUCGGUAACGAAAGAUUCCGUUGCCCUGAAGCCCUCUUCCAACCUUCCUUCUUGGGUAUGGAAUCUUGCGGUAUCCACGAAACCGUCUACAACUCCAUCAUGAAGUGCGACGUUGACAUCCGUAAGGACUUGUACGCCAACACCGUCCUCUCCGGUGGUACCACCAUGUACCCCGGUAUCGCCGACAGGAUGCAAAAGGAAAUCACCGCCCUCGCUCCCUCAACCAUCAAGAUCAAGAUCAUCGCUCCCCCAGAAAGGAAAUACUCCGUAUGGAUCGGAGGAUCCAUCUUGGCCUCCCUCUCCACCUUCCAACAGAUGUGGAUCUCCAAACAGGAAUACGACGAAUCCGGCCCUGGCAUCGUCCACCGCAAGUGCUUCUAAGCGCCUUCCAGCUGCUGCAUUUUAUUUACCAUUACCUAUACAAUCAUCAUCGACAUAUGUUGUGCGACGCUGCAUUCCAACAAGCAGUACCGAGAAAAUGCGACCGUGGUUAUACUGCCAGACAGACUUUUUAUUUUACUUUUACAAGAACACCUUGUAUAUAUCUUAUUUAACAUCUUAUAUUAUAUUUUACAGUUUUAUUUGUUAAUAUUUAAUGUAACUUAAUUAUUUUAUUACUUAGGCAGGUCAAUAAAAACCUAUCUAUAUAAUAAAACACACCUGCCUUUUGA